This is a messenger RNA of Orycteropus afer afer, 1157 nucleotides long. RefSeq names its product somatomedin B and thrombospondin type 1 domain containing (gene SBSPON). The record is from RefSeq and is a predicted model, not a curated record. Lineage: Eukaryota; Metazoa; Chordata; Mammalia; Tubulidentata; Orycteropodidae.
GCCUCACCAGCCUCUAGGGCAACUCGGGGGCCGCCCGCUCUCGGAGGUGCGGAGCACUUCCCCCCAGGGUCCGUUGCGUCGCAGGCGCCGCGGGAGCACUCGCCAUGAAAACUCUGUGGCUAGCUCUGUGCGCGCUGUCGCGGCUGUGGCCCGGGACCCUGGCCGGCUGCACCGAGGCCGGGCGUUGCUGCCCGGGCAGGGACCCCGCCUGCUUCGCCCGCGGCUGGAGGCUGGACAGGGUCUACGGGACGUGUUUCUGCGACCAAGCCUGCCGCCUAACCGGGGACUGCUGCUUCGACUACGCCAGGGCGUGCCCAGCUCGUCCGUGCAUCGUGGGGGAGUGGAGCCCCUGGAGCGGCUGCGCAAACCAGUGCAAGCCCACCGCCCGUGUGCGAAGGCGCCUCGUGCAGCAGGAGCCUCAGAACGGCGGGACGCCUUGUCCGCCCCUGGAAGAGAGAGCCGGCUGCAUGGAGUAUUCAACGCCGCAGGGCCAGGGCUGCGGGCACGCCUUCGUCCCUGCCUUCAUAACUACCUCUGCAUUCAACAAGGAGAGAACAAGACAAGUCACUUCUCCACAGUGGUCCACAGACACAGAGGAUCCUGGAUACUGUAUGGAGUUCAGGACAGAGUCACUGAGUCAUCACUGUGCAAUGGAGAACCGGCCUCUGACUCGAUGGAUGCAGUAUCUCCGAGAGGGAUACACGGUGUGUGUGGACUGUCAGCCUCCAGCUAUGAACUCUGUGAGCCUCCGUUGUUCUGGAGAUGGCCUCGACUCUGAUGGAAAUCAAACUCUCCAUUGGCAAGCCAUUGGCAAUCCUCGAUGUCAAGGAACUUGGAAAAAAGUUCGGCGAGUAGAUCAAUGUUCUUGUCCAGCGGUCCACAGCUUUAUCUUUAUAUAGACUGUAAACUAUAUAUUUCCAAGUGUGUUUGUAAACAUGUUAAAUAUUAUCAAGUCAAAUUCAAUGCUUCAUAAACCGUCAAAAACUGGUCCAAAUCCCUGAAUACAUGUCAUGGCCCCACACUCUGAAAUAGAGAAAGAAAAUUUAGGGACCAGUUCUCGAGAAGCAUGGAACCUUUAUUUUUAUUUUUACUAAGACCCACCAUAAAGGCUUCUAUGGUCUUACAUAUUUCACUUUCCACCUGGAUGUCAUUCAACA